Gadus chalcogrammus (walleye pollock) is the source of this 2453-nucleotide messenger RNA. It is a transcript of the gene fibina, whose product is annotated as fin bud initiation factor a. Bases 384 to 1034 code for a protein of 216 amino acids. NCBI's taxonomy places the organism in Eukaryota, Metazoa, Chordata, Actinopteri, Gadiformes, Gadidae. The record is from RefSeq and is a predicted model, not a curated record. The transcript has a single exon.
CCUCCGGUGGGAAUGAUGAUGAAGGCCACAGCCUGCUUAUGUGUCAUUAUAAACAUCAUGACAUUCCUGACCACUGUCUGCACAACAAAAUUCUCCCUUACUGUAAUACCAGACGUUAUGACGUUAGAAAAGUAGAUAUCAUGUAUACAUAUAUAGGCAAUACGAUGAAAGGUAUUAUUGAUGGAAGCCAAUAUAGGACAUGGUAACUUGUACAUUUGCAUGGCUGAAUGUGGUUGGUGGAGGCUCUGCCAGAGGCAAGCUGUGCCUGAGAGGAAACGGCUCGAGUGUAACCUGAGUCCAAAUGAAACGUGUGUGCGUUUUCACUGCUGCUGCUGCUACUGCAGAAGUUCGUGCAGAGAGCGGAGUGGCUCGCAGCAGACAGAAUGGGAGGACGCAACGAGGAACUGAUGGGCUCAGGUUCUGUAGGACCACUGGUUCUCAUGGUGAUGUGCUUGCCGUUGCACACCGCUGUCUACAGCGGGCCCCUGCAGCCCGAGCUUUCCAACGGGACUUUCCAUCACUUCUUUGUUCCGGACGGUGAUUUUGAAGAAUACGACGACCCCGAGAAAUGUCAAAUGUUGUUCCGAUUCUCGGACGCGCGUAGAUGUGACGCGAACGAGGACAGCGACUCGGUGAUCCGGGACGACUUCAUCAUCGCCAGGCAUCAGGUGGAGGACACGGCCAGACUGCUUGAUGGCAUCGUGAGGACUAUAUCGUACGACCUGGACGGCGACGAGGGCUACGGGAAGUAUCUGCGGCGGGAGUUGUCUCAGAUCUUUGAAGCCUUCACCAGCGUGGACGCGUCUCUGCUGGAGCUGGAGGUCAAGUUCAAGCAGAGUCAAGAGAGCGACCAGAGAGAGGAGCAUCAGCUGAACGGACUGGUGGUGAAGCCUCUCGAUGAUGUGAAGAGGCUUAUCAGGGAGACAAAGGACAUCUCCCUGGGACUAAAAGACCAGCAAGAAUUGCUUUCCCUCGUCGUCCGGAGUCAUGGCGCUCGAUUGAGCCGUUUAAAAACAGAUUAUCUUAAUGUUUAAUGGGGACGGCUAAGCCUUUGUGUGUGUGUGUGUGUGUGUGUGUGUGUGUGUGUGUGUGUGUGUGUGUGUGUGUGUGUGUGUGUGUGUGUGUGUGUGUGUGUGUGUGUGUGUGUGUGUGUGUGUGUGCGUGCGUGCGUCCGUGCGUGCGUGCGUGCCUUUCUGUCUGUCUGUCUGUCUGUCUGUCUGUCUGUCUGUCUGUCUGUCUGUGUGGGAGCGUGUGUCACUGUAUUGUUGGGUGCGCGUGUGUGGGAGAAAGAGACAGAGAGAUAAUAGAUAAAAGGGAGAAAGGAGGGGGGGGGGGGAUUUUUCUUUGUUAACAAUUAACAAAGAAAAAUCCGUUGGGGAUUAAGAAUAUCCUCAUAUCUAUCUUCAAGUGUGACCUUUAUACCGGCGCCUCUGAAGUGAGUGUCUGCUGGAAAGAGCUCUAAGAAUAACAUCAACACAUUCCUCAGCCUCACACGGGCCAGACUAAAGUAAGCCCCCCCCCGGGUCAUCUCCACCACCGCUCCAGGAGAAUAUAGGAUCACCUUCAGUAAUUCAAUACAGUAACCAUUGUCGUUUUAUGUGUUGUGUUUGUGUUUGUCUUUGUGAGUGGCUAUACUGGGUCUUGCUAUAAUGCAGCCUGUUAGCAUAAAGGAAGAGGAAAUCCAAACACCAAACAUAACAUUAUAAAUCCUAGCCUAAUAAAGAACUAAUUUAAACCCUUCGCCAUGUGUUCCUCUGUUAAUGAAUGAAGUCGUUGAUCAACCAUUAAAGCCUAGUGAGAUACUAUUCAGAGAGAGUUCAAAUGCAUGGGAUGAUUUUUAUUUGUAGCAAAAAAAGAACCCAAAUGGUCAACUUUUUUAUUACGUCUACUGUGUGGUGCCACUAGUUGAUUGACAUCGGAAGAUUGUUAUUUCCCCUGGAAGUCCAUCUGGAAGUCAUCACGUCGGGCAGGAAGUCCUGGCUUCAAAGGCCUGUUUUGUAUCCUCUAACUGGGAGACUGGGUUGUUAUUGUAUGGUUGAAGAUCUGGCCUGAGCAGGACUUUAGUAUUACUUGAAAUGGUGUGUCCAAGCCCCAGGCAAAUACAUAGUUUCUUCUUUCCUGAAAUUAGAAGUAUAGGCUAUUUCAGACAAAAGAAACAAAAUACAAAAAAUUAGGAUUCAGUCAAAGGUUUCUGAAAGAUAGCACUUUGAGUCGUUGAUUGAAUCACAUACUUUUGUUUUCCUAUGAAAUUAAUCUGCGUUUGAUUGUUUUUGACAGACAACCCAAUGGUUUCAGCCUGCUCUCACUCCCUCCAGCACCAAAAGCCACAAAGUAACUGCUAUGGUGCCGUGUUUCCCAGGGUUGUGGUCCAGGGAGCUGCAUGGCCUGCAUGGUGCGACUGGGUGUGACUUCCUCCCUGUCUGGCUUUCCUCAUCAGCACAGCUUCGGCCCGA